AUGUCUAAGCCGACAUACACCAUAACCGGAGUCCGCCUUGAGGACGUGCCCGAGAUUGGACGACUCUCCGCGGACGCCUUUGUCAAUGAUCGCCAGACUCAAAUGAAGAAUCUCGGAAAGGAGCCUUAUGAUAUGAACAAGAUAACACUGGAAAGCCUUCCAGGUCUGCUCCACAACCCACGCUGUAUCGCUAUCAAAGUUGUCGACAGUGAGAGCGGAGAAAUUAUGGGUGUCUGCAACUGGGGGUUCCGAGGUUUCAAGCCCGAGGAAAUGCCAAAGGUAGAGGGUAAACCAUUGCCCCUAGACAAGCCUGCAGAGACACCUGCCAAGUCAGAAGAUGCACAAGACUCUCAAGAAAAGAACCAGCAAUACGCCACAGACGGCAAAGGAAGGGAAAAUAUCAAGGAAGACGAGGAGUCAGACCCCAUAAAAAGAUUACAAGCCCUCACGGGAGGCGACUUGGAAGCAUGGAUGGAAGAGGUGAUGCCAGAAGGGACAAGAUGUCUUUUUAUAGUUGGAUUGUCAGUAUCUCCAAAGUUUCAGGGCCGCGGUGUAGGCUCUACACUUUUGCGUUGGGGUACGGACAUUUGCGAUGACAAGGGUGUCUUUGCGUGGGUUCACUCGUCGGAACCCGCGUGGCCAAUGUACGAGAAGUGCGGGUUUCAAGUCAUUCGAUGCCUUGACAUUGAUUUGGACGAGUAUGCUCCAGUUCCUCCGCCAAAUGAGGGACCGGAUGCGAAAUGGGGACACUACGUAUUUCGAUACAUGAAGUACUUUGGGAAACAGAAGGAAGCGCAAGAUACGACUUAG
Pochonia chlamydosporia 170 is the source of this 810-nucleotide messenger RNA. RefSeq names its product GNAT family acetyltransferase. The record is from RefSeq and is a predicted model, not a curated record. Lineage: Eukaryota; Fungi; Ascomycota; Sordariomycetes; Hypocreales; Clavicipitaceae. Gene Ontology annotation, molecular function: acyltransferase activity, transferring groups other than amino-acyl groups. Bases 1 to 810 code for a protein of 269 amino acids. The transcript has a single exon.